GUUAUAGACGUUUGGGAACCGCUCAAGGUACGCCUGGAGUCAUAUCUACCUUGCAAGAGUGCCAGAUUCUUGAUCUGGGGGGCGCCGAAUGGAUCUUGUGGUGUUCCAUAUAGCCGAUGGAGAGGCGUUCAAACCCAGAUGGAUUUCAUCGUACUCUCCAUAUGUCUAAUGGAGGCUAGUUAGAACCUAGGACAUGCCCCCUUGAAGGCACCAAGGCGGUUUAUGGCGCAUUUUUGUCGUUGUCCCUUUUCGCGGUGGCAAAUCACAUUAACCUUCUGCGGCCGACGCUCAUUUGACUCAUUCUUAUAUGACCCACUCGAUCAGAUGCCGAAAUCGACAAGUCAUUACAAGCAUAAGAAGGGUAGAAACGCUGGCAAUCCGAUGGUGUUGAAAGGGUCAAAGAAAAAGCCGAUGAAUACCAACCCUCAUGCGCCCAAGAGACCCUUGUCUGCUUUCAUGUUUUUUUGUGAGGAGUGGGAAAAACUUAUUAAGGAAGAGAAUCCCGACGCGUCAUCUCUUGAGCAUGGCAAGUUGAUCGGUGCAAGAUGGAAGGCAUUAGGUGACUUGGAUCGAGAGUACUAUCUUAAGCAAGCGGCAGCAGAUAAAGAACGUUACGACAUUGAACUGAGCUUACUUGUCGAUCCCCAGGAUCAUUCGGGAGAUGAAGAUGCAUCACAACCACGUCCUGUCAAGUCCGGUCAUCGCGAGAAAUGA
Molecule: messenger RNA, 714 nt
Organism: Cantharellus anzutake
Lineage: Eukaryota; Fungi; Basidiomycota; Agaricomycetes; Cantharellales; Hydnaceae
Product: high mobility group box domain-containing protein
Exons: 6
Coding region: 223-714 (163 amino acids)
Source: RefSeq, a predicted model, not a curated record